Messenger RNA from Mycetomoellerius zeteki, 1742 nucleotides. It is a transcript of the gene TfIIA-L, whose product is annotated as transcription factor IIA L. Lineage: Eukaryota; Metazoa; Arthropoda; Insecta; Hymenoptera; Formicidae. Gene Ontology annotation, cellular component: transcription factor TFIIA complex. Bases 276 to 1385 code for a protein of 369 amino acids. Gene Ontology annotation, biological process: transcription initiation at RNA polymerase II promoter; transcription by RNA polymerase II. The transcript is spliced from 7 exons. The record is from RefSeq and is a predicted model, not a curated record.
UUGUCGACGCUCGACGGUGUUCGUGUCUUCGUGGACGGAGUGUGGAACGGAGUGAGGCGGGUUGCUGCCGUGUGCAUUGCAUUUCGUUUUCACGAGUACCGAUCGGAUACGAGGCUUCCGAAACCUUCCUCUCUUCGUCUUUCGACGAUGCACCGGUGUGACUUCUGAAAGUUCUGUAACGACGUGGACAAGAUAACAUCCUCGCGGAUCAUCGGUGUUUUGCUUCCCUUCCCGGUCGGGCGUGCGUCCACGCCGAUCGUGCGUGUCGCGCCACGAUGGCUCUCAGCCAGACCAGCGUGCUGAAAUUGUACAACACUGUGAUAGAAGAUGUAAUAUCAGGAGUACGAGAGUCGUUUAUAGAUGAAGGUGUGGAUGAGCAGGUUUUACUAGAGCUCAAGCAAAUAUGGGAAGGAAAAUUAAUGGCUAGCAAGGCCGUGGAAUUAAAUCCAGAUCCACCAGAGCCGCAAGUUCCUCAAAUCAAUACGCACAAAGCUGUCAAUAAAGCUAAUAUAGGAAAUCAUUUUGUACAACCAUCUGCUGGAAAUACAGUACCGCAAACACAACCUCAACAACAAUCGCAACAGCAGCAGCAAGUGCAAGCACAGUCACAGCAAUCGUCGCAACCUCAACAACACACGCAUCCUUCCACAGGAACAACAUUGCAGCAACAGCAGCAACAUUCGACGACGCCGGUGCAGCAAGUAGUGACUGCUUCAGCUGUGCUCGAACGACAAGUACCCAUACAGAUCACCUUACCUCCACAAGCUGGUAUUCCGGACGGACCACAACGUAUUUUAAGCAUACAAGUUCCUGCAUCUGCUCUUCAAGCAAACCAGCUGCAUACAAUUUUAACAGGUCCGGUAAUUUCCGCCGCUAUGGGUCUUCCAGCAAAUUUAGCUUCGACUCUAUUACAACAACAUGUAAAUUCUACAUUGCAAGGGCAAGCAGCAUUAACUCCAUUACAAGUGAAUCAGCCUCUUCAAGUGGUUACACAAAGUACAAACAGUGUUGUUACACAAAGGCCACCUCAAAAUCAGCAGCAAAAUAAUAUAAAUCAGUUAGACGGAGGAGUCGGUGAUUCUACUGACGAUGACGAUGAAGAGGAAGAAGAGGAUAACGACGAUGAUGACGAAGAUAUUGAUGAGAAAGAGGAAGAAGAAAAUGAUGAGGCUGCGGCUCGUGAAGAGGAACCCCUUAAUUCCGAAGAUGAUGUUACGGACGACGAUCCUACUGAUCUCUUCGACACCGAUAAUGUAGUCGUCUGCCAGUACGAUAAGAUUACAAGGAGUCGGAAUAAGUGGAAAUUUUAUCUGAAGGACGGUAUAAUGAAUCUAAGUGGAAAAGAUUAUGUGUUCCAAAAGGCAAAUGGGGACGCUGAAUGGUAACUCUUAAGUGCGUUGUGAAUAUCGUGUUGCCCACAGUAAGCUCGACUCAGGGAGACUGCAUAUAAAGGCAACUUGAUGAUGUGUUCACGUGAAAUCACGUUAAUAUGACAGAUAUGAUAAUCUCUACGGCGAUUCUUCUAUCGAUUGCGUGAUGCUGCCGCAGGCAAGGAAAUUUACAGUAUAGGGGAACAAUGACGAACAUUAUCACAUUAUUAGAAAUAUCAUUGUUAAUUUUGUGUUGUAUCUUUAGCCCUCUGAAUAGCAGAAUAUUCGAGAUAUUUAGACAUUCUACAUUUAGCCGAUUCUACUUGUUGAAAUUAAAUAAGUCACAAACGUUAAAAAUAUGUUAGAUUUUAU